This is a messenger RNA of Cannabis sativa, 967 nucleotides long. Its product is annotated as zinc finger protein ZAT2-like. The record is from RefSeq and is a predicted model, not a curated record. NCBI's taxonomy places the organism in Eukaryota, Viridiplantae, Streptophyta, Magnoliopsida, Rosales, Cannabaceae. The transcript has a single exon. Bases 169 to 741 code for a protein of 190 amino acids.
AAACACCUCCUUUUAUCUUGGCCGUACGUAACCGUUCUCAGUACACUACCUCCUUUCUUCUCUCAUUCUUUUACAGAUUAAUGAAAAUCAAUGAAGCAUGCCAUGAUGAUCUGAAACCAGCCCGGAGCAGUACUGUCUUCUUCAUUUUCGUUGUUGUGAGGUCCAAUCAUGAACUCGUGUCUAAAAUGCGGAAAGAAGUUCAACUCACCCAAAGCAGUUCACGGCCAUAUGAGGACACAUAAGAUGACCAAAAAACUCCUUGCUUCUAAUAAGGCUUCUGGUAGUAGUAUGACAGUACUCUCCUCCAUGGAGAAGAAAAUCGCCUCCUAUUUGAUCCUGUUAUCGAAAGGUCAGCCCAAAAACGAUAAUAGUAAGACAGUUGGAGCUAGUAUUUUCAAGUGUACCAGCUGCCAUAAGGUUUUCAGUUCGUAUCAGGCAUUAGGGGGUCACAGGGCAAGUCAUAAGAGCUUAAGGGGCUGUUCUGCAAUUAAUGAUAAAUGUAGUCCCAACACUACUAUUCCAGCUAUAGAGAGUACGGCUGAAGAGGCUCAAACGACAAUGUUUUGCAAAAAACGACAAUUACAUGAGAAUCAUGAGUCUCCCUCUGGUGAUCAACCAAGCUGCCCUAAAACUAGGGUUGAAGAAGUUCAUGGCUUCCGUGGUAUUGGGAUAGACUUGAAUAAACCACCACCAAUGGAGUCUGAUGAUGAUGGUGGUGGGGUUAUUCUCCAAAUAAUUUAGUCUCUCUUCAACUUUCAGGAGAUCUUUCUAGGGUUUUAGGAGGUUAAUGGUCACAAUGUUAUUUGAUUUUCUUUUUGUCUUGGUACUGUUAUUAGUUUGUCAUAGUGAUUUUGGGUAUUAAUAAUAUUAUUAUUUAGUGCAUAAUUUUUCUUUGUUGAUUUUGUCUUCAUUAAUGAUUGGUGGAAUGAUAAUCAAUCAAGUACUAAUGUUUGAUCAGGAAAUUGAA